AUUUAGAGAAACAUGGCACAAAAUGUGAAUCCAUCAACAGCCGGGACAAGAUUGCACGAUCAAGGAGAUAAAGACGGGAAUGGAAAAGUUGGAGGAUCUGCGUCUCAGCAGGUCUCUAAACGGUUACAGUCGGAGCUCAUGAGCCUCAUGAUGUCACAGGACAAAGGUAUCUCAGCCUUCCCUGAUGGUGAUAAUCUUCUCUCCUGGGUUGGUACAGUUGUUGGUCCACAGGACUCAGUGUAUGAAGGUCUCAAGUAUAAGCUUAGGUUCGAAUUCCCCUCAGGAUACCCCUACCAGUCUCCAGUAGUUAAGUUUAUUACACCCUGCUUCCAUCCUAACGUGGAUUCCCACGGUAACAUCUGUUUGGAUAUUCUAAAGGAGAAAUGGUCUGCGUUGUAUGAGAUUAGAACUAUACUGUUGUCUAUACAGUCCCUACUAGGAGAACCUAACAACGCAAGUCCUCUUAACACUCAUGCUGCAGAGCUCUGGGCUAAUCAGGUUGCGUACAAGAAACAUCUUCUAGAAAAGUAUGAAAAGGACAGCAAGCAGCAAUAAAUCAGAUAUUCCCUCUUACCAUUCUCAACCCUCACCACCUCCUCCCUCUUCACCUCCUUCUCACCUUCUCACCACCUCCUCCCUACCUACUCCCUCCUCAUCAUCCUCCCGUAAAAUCCUCCUCUUCCCUCACCAUUUCAACACACCUUUUUUCAAAUCCCACUCUAGGAUAAUAUUACCUGAUCCCUAUUGGUUAUCAAACAAGAUUUCAGUUAGUCUCUAAUUACCAAGUUUAGAAUAUAUCAAGUUUACGGGAAAUUUAUUUUUAAAAUUUCAAUUUCAAUUUUCACGAAAUCGACCUUAUUUUACAGGAGUGACACAAUUGUGUGUUAUUCAUCAAAUCUCAAUUUCUAUUUUUUUUAAAUAUUUUGAAAUAUUUUCUCGUGUUUUAUCAGGUUUUAAAUGUUCACUCAGUUGAAUAGUUUUCAUAUGAUUUUUUUGUAGUCUCUUCAAUUUUAUGUGAUCGUUAACUGAAUUGUAAAAAUAAGAUCAAUCAGA
This is a messenger RNA of Eurytemora carolleeae, 1053 nucleotides long. RefSeq names its product ubiquitin-conjugating enzyme E2 C (gene vih). The transcript is spliced from 8 exons. The record is from RefSeq and is a predicted model, not a curated record. The coding region runs from base 13 to 555 and encodes 180 amino acids. Lineage: Eukaryota; Metazoa; Arthropoda; Copepoda; Calanoida; Temoridae.